This is a messenger RNA of Biomphalaria glabrata, 4071 nucleotides long. RefSeq names its product serine/threonine-protein phosphatase 6 regulatory ankyrin repeat subunit A-like. The transcript is spliced from 8 exons. The record is from RefSeq and is a predicted model, not a curated record. NCBI's taxonomy places the organism in Eukaryota, Metazoa, Mollusca, Gastropoda, Planorbidae. Bases 1 to 4071 code for a protein of 1356 amino acids. Gene Ontology annotation, molecular function: protein binding.
AUGGAGAAAAGUGAUUGCUCAACAUCGCCUAAGUCUAAAGCCACGAAAAGAGAAUUGGAUGCCUCAGACAAUGAAAAAAUUUUUCGUAAGAACGCAAAGAAUGUGCAGAAAAGUUUAUUCUCUGCCAUUGAAAGUAGAGAUCACGUGGCCUUUGCCAAAAUCAUUGAUACUCAGAUUCACGUGUCACAUUGCAGUUGCAGAAAGAUUAUCCAGAAGGUUUUCAUGAAAGCUUGUGAGGCAGGCGACAUAAACAUCGUCCGAUUUCUGCUCCGUAAAGGAGCUGACGUCAAUGAGUCCAGAAAGGGCAUGACGCCUAUCAUGGCUGCAGUCCUGUCUAACUCUUACGACACGGUUGAAUUCUUGCUCGAAUGUAGAGCUAAGGUGAAAACUCAAACAAAACCAAAAAAAGAAAGCGUACUCAAUAUGGCGCUAAAGAGAGAAUUUUACGAUAGCAACAAUAUAGGUUCAGAAAAAUGGGACCCCAGCUUCUUUAUUGACACCAAAAUAAUCAAACUUUUAAUUGACAAUGGAGCGUCAGUGAACCAGAAAUGUAAAGACGGCUACCUGCCCUUGUCACUCGCUGCCUCUUCCAACAGGGAUGCAGUCAUCACUCACCUCAUUAAGAAAGGCGCUGAUGUCAAUGGCGUGGACAGUAGGUAUGGGAUGACUCCCUUGAUGCACGCAGCUAUUGCAGGCAAUGUCUACAUUGUAAGACAGCUUCUGAAAUAUAACGCAACGAUUGACAUUCUGGACGAUGGGGACUAUUCGGCUCUCAUGUUGGCUGCCCAGUUGAAAAAGCCUUUAGUUGUCUCAGCCUUGAUUCAAGAAGGCGCUGAUGUAAAUAUGGUUAGUGGCUUUGAUGGGAAGAGCGCCCUAAUUUUGGCUACAGAAUCUAAUUGUUGCGACACAAUUAAUAUUCUACUGGAAAAUGGCGCAGACGUAAACUUCAGCAAACCUUUUAACAAGCGCGGCACAACCGCCUUGAUGAUAGCGGCCCAUAAUGGUUUUAAAGAUGCCGUGGACACUUUACUCUACUACAAUGCAGAUAUUGAUUUGAGAGACAAAGAUGGACAUACAGCGGUGUGUUUAAGUUUAAAUACUGAGAUUGUUGAAAUGAUAAAUAUGUCUCUCAUAAAAAAAUGUUAUAAUAUCAUGGAGAGACGCUUAAACUCAACACUGCACAAAUCUAGAGCCUUGAAAAGAGAAUUUUCUGCUUCGGACAACGACAAGUGUUUGAAGGAUCAAAUGAAUUAUACCAGAGAGAAUAUAAAUGCAGCAAUUAAAAGAGGAGAUCACGUGAGUGUGGCCAACAUUAUUGGUACACAGAUACGCAGGACAACAUACUAUGGCAAGAAGAUCAUGAAGCAGGCAUUCAUUAAGGCUUGCCUGGCAGGCGAUAGUCGUAUCGUGUGUCUGCUGCUACGUAAUGGAGCUGAUGUCAACGAGGCGUCCAUUGAAGACUUCACACCUCUCAAAGCCGCUGUUCUGUCUAAUUCUUACCAAACUGUUGAGCUGUUGCUGGAAUGUGAAGCGAGUGCCAAAACUCCUACUAAGCCUUCACAAGACAACGUGCUUCAUGUGGCGCUGAAAGGAGGAUUUCACCCCAGCCUUGUCAUAGGUUCAGAAAGAUGGGACACCGAGUUCCUAACUGAUACAAAAAUUAUAAAACUUUUGAUUGACCAUGGGGCAUCAGUUAACCAGAAAUGUGCAAACGGUUACCUGCCCUUGUCACUUGCUGCCUCUUCCAACAGGGAUGCAGUCAUCACUCACCUCAUUAAGAAAGGCGCUGAUGUCAACAGUGUUGACAGUAGGUAUGGGAUGACUCCCCUGAUGCACGCAGCUAUUGCAGGCAAUGUCUACAUUGUAAGACAGCUUCUGAAAUAUAAAGCAGCCAUAGACAUCACAGACCAAUGGGACUAUACAGCUCUUAUGUUGGCUACUCAGUUUAAUAAGCCUUUAGUUGUCUCAGCCUUAAUUCAAGAAGGCGCUGAUGUCAACAAGGUCAGUGGCUUUGAUGGAAAGAGCGCCCUAAUUUUGGCUAUAGAGUCCUACUGUUGUGACACAGUUAAUAUUCUGCUGGAAAACGGCGCAGACGUGAACUAUAGAAAGCCAAUCCACAAGAGUGGGACGACCGCCUUGAUGAUAGCCGCUCAAAAUGUUUUUAUACAAGCCGUGGAGAGUUUAUUAUCUUACAAUGCGGAUGUGGAUCUGAGAGACGAGGAUGGACAUACCGCUGAAUAUAAUAUCAUGGAGAAAAGUAUUUGCUCAACACCGCCCAAAUCUAAAGCCAUGAAAAGAGAGUUUGAUGCUUCAGAUAAUGAAAAGAGAUAUCAGGAUAACUUAAAAAGUGUGAAGAAGAGUCUAUUCUAUUCUAUUGAAAGUAGAGAUCACGUGGCCUUCGCCAAAAUCAUGGAGACACAGAUCCACGUGACAACGUGCAGUGGAAGACUUAUUAUCCAGAAAGUUUUCAUGAAAGCUUGUCUGGCAGGCGACAUCAAAAUCGUCCGAUUUCUGCUCCGUAAAGGAGCUGAUGUCAACGAGGCGUCCAGCGAUGACAUCACGCCUCUCAUGGCUGCUGUUCUGUCUAACUCUUACGAUACUGUUGAAUUCUUACUUGAAUGUAGAGCUACAGUCAAAACUCAAAUAAAACCUACACAAGACAGUGUACUACAUAUGGCACUGAAGAGAGGAUUUCGCCAUAGCAAUGUCUUAGGUUCAGAAAAAUGGGACCCUAAAUUUUUCAUUGACACCAAAAUAAUCAAACUUUUAAUUGACAACGGAGCUUUAGUAAACCAGAAAUGUGCAGAUGGUUACCUGCCCUUGUCACUUGCUGCCUCUUCCAACAGGGAUGCAGUCAUCACUCAUCUCAUUAAGAAAGGCGCUGAUGUCAACGGCGUGGACAGUAAGUAUGGGAUGACUCCCUUGAUGUACGCAGCUAUUGCAGACAAUGUCUACAUCGUGAGACAGCUGCUGAAGUAUAACGCAGAUUUGGACAUUACAGAUAAAUGGGACUAUUCGGCUCUCAUGUUGGCUGCUCAGUUCAAAAAGUAUUUAGUUGUCUUAGCAUUAAUUGAAGAGGGCGCUGAUGUCAACAAAGUCAGUGGGUUUGAUGGAAAAAGCGCCUUAAUUUUGGCUAUAGAGUCCUACUGUUGUGACACAGUUAAUAUUCUACUGGAAAUCGGCGCAGACGUGAACUACAGAAAGCCAAUCCACAAGCGUGGCACGACUGCAUUAAUGAUAGCCGCUCAAAAUGGUUUCAAAGAUGCUGUUGACACUUUACUCUACUACAAUGCAGAUGUUGACUUGAGAGACGAGGAUGGAAAGACAGCAGUGUAUAAUAUCAUGGAGAAAAGUGAUUGCUCAACACCGUCCAAGUCUAAAGCCAUGAAAAGAGAGUUGGAUGCUUCAGACAAUGAAAAAAAAUAUCGAAAGAACGCAAAGAGUGUGCAGAAAAGUCUAUUCUCAGCCAUUGAAAAUAGAGAUCAUGUGGCCUUCGCCAAAAUCAUUGAUACUCAGAUUCACGUGAUAACUUGCAGUUGCAGAAAAAUUAUCCAGAAGGUUUUCAUGAAAGCUUGUGAGGCAGGUGACAUAAACAUCGUCCGAUUUCUGCUCCGUAAAGGAGCUGACGUCAAUGAGUCCAGAAAGGGCAUGACACCUCUCAUGGCUGCAGUCCUGUCUAACUCUUACGACACGGUUGAAUUCUUGCUCGAAUGUAGAGCUAAGGUCAAAACUCAAACAAAACCAAAAAAAGACAGCGUACUGAAUAUGGCGCUAAAGAGAGGAUUUUACGAUAGCAACAAUAUAGGUUCAGAAAAAUGGGACCCUAGCUUCUUCAUUGACACCAAAAUAAUCAAACUUUUAAUUGACAAUGGAGCGUCAGUGAACCAGAAAUGUAAAGACGGCUAUCCUCCCUUGUCACUCGCUGCCUCUUCCAACAGGGAUGCAGUCAUCACUCGUCUCAUUAAGAAAGGCGCUGAUGUCAAUGGCGUGGACAGUAGGUAUGGGAUGACUCCCCUGAUGCACGCAGCUAUUGCAGGCAAUGUCUACAUUGUAAGACAGCUUCUGAAAUAA